Cladophialophora immunda is the source of this 3812-nucleotide messenger RNA. RefSeq lists its product as uncharacterized. Bases 455 to 3349 code for a protein of 964 amino acids. The record is from RefSeq and is a predicted model, not a curated record. Lineage: Eukaryota; Fungi; Ascomycota; Eurotiomycetes; Chaetothyriales; Herpotrichiellaceae. Gene Ontology annotation, molecular function: protein binding. The transcript has 2 exons.
CCUGACUCCUCCAUCAUCCGUCCGGCCCUGCAUCCUUCGACCACCCGUUCUUCAACAACUCUCUGCGCCCGACACAAGCCCAUUCCCGCACCACCUCUCCUAACCCCCUUCCAUACCCUCAUCAUCCCUUUACAGCCCUCGGCGAACACUGCAUGUUAUAUUGUCACGUUCUGCUCGAGGCUUAAUGCAUAUGCCUAGUCUGUUUACGUCGUGACCUUUCACCGCCGCAACCGGAUGCGCCGAACCCUCUACCCCCUCGAAAACCAAGCAUACCGACGGCAUCACCACCGAGCAAUGACUCCUUACUCACGAAGUUACCUCUGAAGGCACUUUUGAGGAGUUGGUCUAUGCUGCUACAGACGCACAGAUCCGUGGGACUCUAGGAUACUCCGUACACUCUGCUACAGUCCCAGAUCUCUGCUCAUUGCCGCCCACGCAGCCUGAUUCCGCAAACAUGACGGACGAACCGCGGUCUCGCCUUACCCCCAUCCAUACACGAAAUCUGAGUACUGUCACCGCCGAUUCGGACAGCUCAGACAGUUCUCCAUGUCCAGGCGAUGAUGAAGACACCGAUUACUUCAUGGCACAUGCCAAUGAUUCGCAGUCCUCCCUCGGCGCCAUCACGACUAUUCGAGAGUGCGACAACGAUGUUGACCUUGAACAGGUCCAUCGCCUCUCCCCCAUAUCCAAAUUGCCUCCCGAAAUCCUCAUCGCUAUCCUGGCAAAACUGACCACAACAUCCGACCUGCGGAAUUGUAUGAUGGUCUCCUAUCACUGGGCCUUGUACACCGUGGGCAUUCUAUGGCAUCGCCCCUUGUGCAACAAGUGGUCAAACCUGCUGAACGUUGUGGCCGCUCUGGGAAAGGGUGACAAGAGUUAUUUUCCAUAUCAUGAGAUGGUCAAGAGAUUGAACCUAUCCGCAAUUGCAGACAAGAUCAACGACGGCACAGUCCAGCCAUUUAUGAACUGCAAGGGUGUCGAGCGCCUAACGCUGACCAACUGCUCGAACCUAACCGAUUUUGGUGUUGCAGGCCUGGUGGAUGGCUGCAGGAAGCUCCAAGCACUUGAUGUUACCGAAUUGGACGCUCUAACAGACCGCACCUUACAUGUUGUGGCCCAGAAUUGCGCAAAAUUGCAGGGCCUCAACAUCACCAAUUGCUCCAACAUCACCGACGAGUCUUUGAUGGAGAUCGCAGAGAACUGCAGGCAACUCAAAAGACUGAAACUUAAUGGCGUGGUGCGAGCAACAGAUCUGUCCAUUACGGCGGUUGCCAGAAAUUGCCGAUCAAUUCUAGAAAUUGACCUCGCUGGCUGUCAUUCCAUCACUUCGGAAUCGGUCACCGCACUCCUCUCCAAUCUGUCUCAUCUGAGAGAGCUGCGCUUGGCUCAUUGCAUCGAUAUCAACGAUUCGGCCUUUACCAAUCUCCCUCCCCGACUCUCCUUUGACGCGUUGCGGAUUUUGGAUCUGACAGCCUGCGAACAAGUCCGAGACGACGCUAUUGCAAGGAUCAUUCCCGCCGCACCUCGUCUGAGGAAUCUGGUGUUGGCCAAGUGCAGACACAUUACAGAUCGCGCCGUUGCCUCCAUCUGCAAGCUGACCAAGAAUCUGCAUUACAUCCAUUUAGGGCAUUGUAUCAAUCUGACGGACAAUGCUGUCAUUCAGCUGGUGAAGGCGUGCAAUCGGAUUCGAUAUAUUGACCUGGCAUGUUGCUCCCGGCUGACGGACGCCAGUGUCCGCCAUUUGGCGCAACUCCCGAAGCUUCGCAGAAUUGGUCUGGUCAAGUGUCAGAACUUGACAGAUCAAAGUAUCAUAGCGCUGGCUAGAGGCCAACUUAUGUUCGGCCCGGGUGGGAAGAUCGGGGUGCCUUCACAAUUCGUAUCGCUUGAAAGAGUCCAUCUCAGCUACUGCGUGAAUUUGACGCUCAAGGGAAUCACGGCACUUCUUCACCAUUGCCCUCGGCUGACUCAUCUGUCGUUGACGGGCGUGCAAGCAUUUCUCCGCGAUGAUUUGACCUGCUUCUGCCGCGAUGCUCCGGCCGAGUUUACACAUCCCCAACGAGACGUAUUUUGCGUCUUUUCGGGAGAUGGUGUCCAACGGCUUCGUGACCACCUCUUGCGUCUUGCUGAGGAUGAGGCGCAGCGAGAAAAUCGUGAUGCAAUUGACGAGAGUCUGCUUGACGAAGCGGACAGCCCGGGCGCCGACACGAUGUCGGAUGAUGGUACUAUUGAUGGCAACGAGCACUUGAUCGAUCCCGUGCUGAACUCCCAUCGACACGGUUUGCAUUUAGCGAAUGCACAUCUGUCACGACCCCGGACACGAAGUUUACACGAUUAUCCCAGCAGCUUUCACGUUGAGAUGCCACUGCUGCCGUUCGAUCAGGUGCAACCAAUGGGCCCAUGGACGCCAGGUGCAUCCUUACCUCCUGAGUCUCGCACAUCCCAAGCUUCGCCACACCUAAAUCUCACCAAUCCUAAUAACCUCUAUCAACCAGAGCCAUACGAGCGCCGAUCGCGGAGCCCUGGCUAUCCCAACGCAUUUGAUGUAUCGGCGGAAUAUGGCGAGCGGGCAAGGAGCACAUCUCGCACACCCUCACGGAGACAUACCUUGGAGUCAACUUCGAGUCUCUACGCUCCUUCUGCUCCAGUGCACGGCUCUAGCGAAGGCAGUUCUCGGCCUCUCGAAAUAGGCCACUAUUCCCAGGAUCCUAGAGCAGGAUACUUUGGGCUGGACGAUCCGAGGAGAUUUCCCGGCUGGUCAAAUCCGCAUUUGUUCUCCUCAGAACCCCCUCGAAGACAUGUUCCAGGAGCAUCAUUCAGAAACCCUGCCGACGUCCGGCAGUCUUUUUUGCGACCUGCGCCAGGUUUCAGCGCCUUUGAUGCCAACCACGAGGCAAUCAUGUCCACCAUUCCAGGUAGUCGGCCGGGUAGUCGGCAUCCAUCACGAUCCAACAGCCCUCACUUAUCUAGGGUGAACAGCCGGUCAAGAUUGAGUAAUCUUCUGGCGCCUCCACGAAGUUACUCGUCAACCCCACUCAGUCAAGGAGAAGGUCCCAGGCGCAGUAGUCGGGAGCGGCGAAGCCGAGAAAGGUCCCUUUUGGAAGAAGAAGCACAACGCGAAGCAAUGCUGCGAGCACUUGCAGAAGCUGACGCUGCCGACCAACUGAGACCAGACCUGCCUCGAAGUGAAUCCGAUCGGCAAAUCGAACUGCCGUUGUUACCACCGGAUUUAAUAGAGCGGGUGACGAGGACACCUUUCGCGCGGCCAGAACCAACACCAGAUAUUCGUUUCGAAGUGGAGGAUGCCGAGACUCCUGCUGAUCCAGACCAGGAUGUUACGAUGACACAAUAAGGACAGAAUACAUUUUCGGAAAUAAGUGAAGCACACGUUUAUUGAGUACAUGCGGAACGCAUCGAAAUGACCUCAGUGAAGACGAUUUUUCUACAGAGGACAGCUGGUCAGGCAUCAUGCUCUGUUACCAACGACGCCCAUUCUAGACUAUUACAAUACAAGAUCAUGCCGUGAUACGGCAACGGACAAAAUCCAUUUCAAGCGAGCAAGCAGAGUGUUCUGGCUUCAGAAGUGCAUGUCUUUUCUCAGCAAUUCAACAAAGAUGAGGCAUCCUAGUUGUUUUGACCGGAGUCGGCCUUGAGACACAUAAAGAAAGCGUUGCAUGAUUACAUCGAGUGUGAGCGCGGAAUGCCUGUAUGGAAGGCUGGAACGGGAAGCUGUGACAACAUUUUUUGUCUACUUUUAGCAUAGCAUUUGUAACUCUGUUCAAUUCAUGCAUGUGGUGCACCACAGAUCACGUUGA